AUGCAAGGUGCAUUGCCAACCACUGCUUAUAUCGGCGCAGCCGUAGCAGCUAUUCGAAAUCCUGCUGAGGUGUUGGCUUCACCCAUCCCUCAAAGACAUGAUGCAUCAGAGCGAGUGAAGGAGGAAGCCAUCGCUGUGAGAGUAGUGGUGAUAGCUUAG
Messenger RNA from Echinococcus granulosus, 159 nucleotides. RefSeq lists its product as hypothetical. The record is from RefSeq and is a predicted model, not a curated record. The coding region runs from base 1 to 159 and encodes 52 amino acids. NCBI's taxonomy places the organism in Eukaryota, Metazoa, Platyhelminthes, Cestoda, Cyclophyllidea, Taeniidae. The transcript has 3 exons.